Molecule: messenger RNA, 3341 nt
Organism: Pristis pectinata (smalltooth sawfish)
Lineage: Eukaryota; Metazoa; Chordata; Chondrichthyes; Rhinopristiformes; Pristidae
Gene: lman1
Product: lectin, mannose-binding, 1
Exons: 14
Coding region: 38-1513 (491 amino acids)
Biological process (GO): endoplasmic reticulum organization; Golgi organization; endoplasmic reticulum to Golgi vesicle-mediated transport
Cellular component (GO): COPII-coated ER to Golgi transport vesicle; Golgi membrane; endoplasmic reticulum-Golgi intermediate compartment
Molecular function (GO): D-mannose binding
Source: RefSeq, a predicted model, not a curated record
CCGGCUGGCCCCGGGCGGCGCGUCAGCAGCGGCAAAGAUGGCGGUGUUGGGAGGUUGUCUGCUGUUGCUGCAGCUUCAGCUCCUCGUCGUCGGCUGCGCGGCCUCCGAUGUGCCGGCCCGCCGCUUCGAGUACAAGUACAGCUUCAAGGGACCCCACCUGGUGCACAGCGACGGCACCAUCCCCUUCUGGGCGCACGCUGGCAAUGCAAUACCUAGUGCAGACCAAGUCAGGAUAACCCCAUCAUUGAAAAGUCAAAAAGGAUCUGUUUGGACAAAAAACAAACUUAGCUUUGAAAAUUGGGAAAUUGAAGUUACUUUUCGUGUGACAGGAAGAGGAAGGGUUGGAGCUGAUGGACUGGCAGUCUGGUACACAGCAGGUCAAGGCUUAGAUGGUCCAGUUUUUGGAGCAGCUGACUCAUGGAAUGGACUUGGCAUAUUUUUUGACUCCUUCGAUAAUGAUGGAAAGAAAAAUAACCCAGUAAUACUUGUUGUUGGAAAUAAUGGAAAUCAACUUUAUGAUCAUCAGAAUGAUGGCGCAACACAAGCGUUGGGUUCGUGUUUAAGGGAUUUUAGAAACAAGCCUUACCCUGUAAGAGCUAGAAUAAUCUACUACAGAAAAACAUUGACUGUAAUGAUACAUAAUGGCUUUACUCCAAAUAAUGAUGAUUAUGAACUUUGUGCCAGAAUAGAAAAUUUGGCACUUCCAUUUGAGGGUUAUUUUGGAAUCUCUGCAGCAACUGGGGCCCUUGCAGAUGACCAUGAUGUCUUGUCUUUUCUGACAUUCAGACUUUUUGAGCCUGGCCAAACCAUUCCACCUGCUGAUUCAACAAUUCCUCAAGAAGAAAAGGAGAAAUACAAAGAGGAGUAUGAAAAUUUCCAACAAGCCCUUGAUAAAAAGAAAGAGGAAUUCCAAAAAGAUCAUCCUGAUAUACAAGGAGAGCAAGUAGAUGACUUGUUUGAAAGUGUGAACGAGCGGGAGUUAAGACAGAUCUUUGAAGGCCAGAACCGAAUCCACCUUGAAAUCAAGCAGUUGAACAGGCAACUCAACAUGAUUUUGGAUGAGCAGAGAAGAUAUGUCUCUCUCGUAAGCGAGGAGCUGUCAAAGAAGGGAACUAAUGUUGCACCACAGACAGGACAGCUACCUCAAGCAGAACUGGACAGUAUUGUGAGAUACCAGCAAGAGGUGCUUAAAUAUGUUGGUGAAUUGAAGAAUUCGGUAACUAAUGCUCUGAGUCAAGCAGCUCAGCUUCCAGGUGGUGCAACUGGAGGCUAUGAAAUGGCUCAACACUUCAGUGACAUCAAAGAACACCUUCAUAUAGUGAAAAGAGAUCUUGGUGCAUUGGUACAAAGAAAUGUAAAUAUUGAGAAGCCUAAAUGCCCGGAAUUACCCCCAUUUCCAUCAUGUUUAUCUACAACUCAUUUCUUCAUGUUUGUGGCCUUUCAAACGGUAUUGUUCAUUGGUUAUAUAAUGUAUAGGAGCCAGCAAGAAGCAGCCGCAAAGAAGUUCUUUUGAUGUUAUUGUUCUUAGUUUUCACUUUGUUAGUGUCCUAGGAUGAAACAAAGGAAAACUGUAAAUGAAAUUUUUUUAAAAAAUAUUUUUCAACAAACUAAGUUAUUGUGGGAUGUUAUUUCCUUGAAUUACAAAAGUUAUUUUGUGCAUACAAAUUAUUUUUCUACAGCUAAAGAUGAAGCUGUGGGCAGUUAAUUUUGUUGAAUUCUGCAUUAUGGAGUUACAAUGUUACAGAAGAAUGACAGAUGUUUACAUGAUAAGUAAAGCAAUAACUAAGAAUGCCAGUUUAUGUUCUUUGGAGAUGUUUGCUAAAUGCGUUAAUGAGAACUAGAUAAAAAUUCUUGGGUGCUCAUAACCAUUGUUUGAUUUUACAACCAUACAUUGCUUCCUUUGUGCCUUUUUAAAAGUUUCAUAGUUCAGAUUACACCCUUCUCUAACCUUGUUCAUCUUGGCUUUAUUUCAUGUAACUCUGUUUUGACUGUUAAUGCAUUUUUUCAUGAAUCUUUUCUUGCCUAUUCUAUUUAAAGUUUGCAAAUUCAGAUUAAAUUGGCUUCAAUCUUGCAUUUUAUAAUUUAGUCCCAAAUGACUGUUUUGUCAGAUCUAACUUCCAUCUGAAAUGGUACCCCUGUAUCUUUGAUAUUAGUGGCUCUCUAAGAAUCUUGGUUUUCUCUUUUUGUCAAAUAUUCAAUUCUUUGUAAAGCCCAAGUAGUCUGGAAUUGAUUAUUGCUCUUGUACCUAGAAGGAACUUCUGGCACAUUUUCUCUCCCUUCUGAAUGGGAUGCAAGAAAAAACUGCCCAAAAGAUGUGUUAGAAUUUUAUAUAUAUUUAAGAAAAAAACAAAAUUGUCCUUGUCUGUAGUCUCAGUCAUCUCUGUAUCUUGGCCUUUUUUAAUUGGUGUGCUUAAUCUUGUUUUUGAACUUUUAUUUCCUUUCAAAUUCAUACUUUCUCUUCCCUAUAAUCCUCAAAUGUUUUGAAGUCCAGAUUAAUGCUCUUAACUCUUUCUAUCUGUUCCUUCAGAAAUGAAUUUAUUGCCUGUCUGUUGACUUAUAAUUUGUCUUUAAAACUCAGCCUCCUAAACAGCCAGUUUUUUUUUGUUUGUUCGUUCAGAAUGGUAAAUAUCACAAUGAAAGUCAUUGGUCUGAAACUUGAAGAUAGCAUCCAUGUACAUUCAUUAUAAAACAAUUGAUUACCACUUUCAUUCCUAAAGCCACUUGGGUCUCCAACAUUUUGGAGUGCGUGACGAUGUAUACAACCAAUUUUUUGAAAACGUUAAUCCAAAAGAUUCCACAAUUUUGUUUAAACUUCAUAUUUGUCUAACUUGCUUGGAGACUCAUUCUACUACAUACUAUAUAGUGUAAGGCCUAAAGUGUGUGUGUGUUUUAAUCAGAUGUAUGAAAGAAAUACCUGAUCUGAAAGUCAAAUAUGUAUUUGAAUAUCCAGAUCAGUGUUGAGGUCAGUCAAGGUGAAGGCUCAAAAGAAUUGGGGAUGCACUCCCAACUGCAGAGGACCAGAAAAGUCUUGCUUCUGAAGUGUCUUGACGUACAAUGUAAGAAGCAUUAUGGGCCAUCCGUGCACCAGUGGGUAGUGUGGAUUGUUGGUUGUUUAUAAUGCAGAAGGGAGUUGUAUACGAUAAGACAGUUGAGGGUCAUCUGUGAAGGUUCCUUUUUAAAAAAAAUCAUGUUUUUUAUUGUUUUCUACCAUUUCAAAGAAAACAAUUUGUAUUUGGGUGUUGACAAACUUUAACCAUCCAGCUAUGAAAUGUUUUAAUGAAAAUAUCUUGUUAUAGUAAAUGACAAAAUGGUUGAACAUUAUUAAAGUUAUUUGAAAUGAA